Camellia sinensis is the source of this 7803-nucleotide messenger RNA. Lineage: Eukaryota; Viridiplantae; Streptophyta; Magnoliopsida; Ericales; Theaceae. The record is from RefSeq and is a predicted model, not a curated record.
AUCUGACACUCACAGCUACGGCCUUUCUCUAUCUAUCUCUCUAGAUUCCUCAAAUCUCGACAAUGUCUGCCAUGGCAAAAACCAAUCAUUCAUCAUAACCAUCAUCAUUAUCAUAAUCAUUAUCUCAUUGAUUGGUCUCAAACCCUAAUUUCAUCAAAACCUCCUUGACUCGUUUCUGUAAUGUUAGGGUUACUCCAUUUAUGAGUGACACCCAGCUUCUUCUUCUGAAAUCACAGCUCAUCGAUGUCGAAAGAAGCCUCUUCUGUUCGAUUCCUCGCUCGAAACGAUUCGAAGAACACACCAACGGAAGGAAACGAGAAUGAGUUCGAAAACGAAUCAAAUUUAAUUAAUUUUCCACCUCCGAGAACACCUCUGAACGCAAUUCCAGAUCCUUCUCAAUACCAGAGAGAACCUCAAGAGCUCGAUUUUGAAGGUAGCCGAGUAAAUCGAUCAUCAGAUAAGAAAAUCGAACAAGUUUCUGAUAUUCAGUUGGCGCUGAACAAAGCAAUCGGAAAUGUGGGUGGUUCGAAUUACGCAACUCCUAGGGUUUCUGGUCGAGGAAAAGCACAUUCUGAGCCAAACUCAGCGCAAAGUACUCCUGCGAGGAGGGUUUCGAAUAUUGGAGCAUCAUCAGUGGUUUGUGCUGGGCUUAGGCCUCCUCAGCACUCUGGAGCUAGAGGGGGGAGCUCUUCUAGGGUAUAUAGAGGGAUUCCACUAGUGAAUUCUGAGCAGUUCAUUGAAGUCCCAUACUUUGAGCUUGUGGAAGAUCCUUCAUUCUGGAAGGACCACAAUGUGCAGGUUUUGAUACGACUUAGACCUCUAAGUAAUACAGAGAUGGUAUUUCAAGGAUAUGGCCGAUGCCUGAGGCAGGAGAGUGCCCAGACCUUGGCGUGGCUUGGCCAUCCUGAAAUUAGAUUUACGUUUGAUCAUAUAGCUUGUGAAAUGAUAUCACAGGAAGAGCUCUUCAGGGUUGCUGGAUUGCCUAUGGUUGAUAAUUGCAUGUCUGGAUAUAAUAGCUGCAUGUUUGCUUAUGGCCAGACGGGUAGUGGGAAAACAUACACCAUGAUGGGUGAGAUAUGUCAGAUGUAUGGCAAGCUUAAUGAAGAUUGUGGGAUUACUCCCCGUGUUUUUGAAUAUUUAUUCACAAGGAUUAGAGAGGAAGAGGAGAACAAAAGAGAUGAAAGACUGAAGUACAGCUGCAAAUGUUCCUUUCUAGAGAUAUACAAUGAGCAGAUAACAGACCUCCUAGAACCUUCAUCGACCAAUCUGCAACUCAGAGAAGACUUAAAGAAAGGGGUGUAUGUUGAAAACCUUACAGAACAUAGCGUGAAAACCGUUAAUGACGUUCUCAACCUUCUAUUACAGGGUGCUGCAAAUAGGAAAAUGGCAGCAACCAAUAUGAAUAGCGAGAGCAGCCGGUCUCAUAGUGUCUUCACAUGCACGAUUGAAAGCCACUGGGAGAAAGAUUCCAUGACCCACCUUAGGUUUGGAAGGUUAAAUUUAGUAGAUCUAGCUGGUUCAGAAAGGCAGAAAAGUUCUGGUGCAGAAGGAGACCGUUUGAAAGAAGCGGCAAAUAUAAACAGAUCUUUGUCAACUCUUGGCCUGGUGAUAAUGUCCCUGGUGGAUUUAGCACAUGGGAAACAUAGACAUGUACCGUACAGGGACUCUAGACUUACAUUUCUACUUCAGGAUUCUCUUGGUGGGAAUUCGAAGACAACCAUUAUUGCAAAUGUUAGCCCAUCUAUUUGCUCUGCAAAUGAGACAUUGAGCACUCUGAAGUUUGCUCAACGUGCCAAACUUAUACAGAACAAUGCUAAAAUAAAUGAAGAUGCUUCAGGUAAUGUAACAGCAUUGCAGCGGCAAAUCCAACAGUUACAGGGCCAGUUGUCUUUCUUGAUGAAACAUUAUGACAUUUCAAGGUCUGUGCCAAGUUAUCAGCAAUCUAGAUUGGCUGGUUUAUCAGAGGAAUAUGAAUCAUCAGGGGAAAGAAAUACAUGUGAUGAUCAUAACACACUAAGCAUCCCCAAAAGGAAGGCAAAAUGUUUGGAAGCUUCUUUACUUGGUGCCCUCAGAAGAGAGAAAUUGGCUGAGACUGCAGUGAGGAGAUUAGAGGCUGAAAUCGAACAAAUGAACCGCUUAAUUCUGUUGCAGGCUCAACAAAGGGAAGAAGAUGCUCAGCGUGCCAAAAUGGUGCUAAGGUUCCGCGAGGAAAAAAUUAAAAGACUUGAAUUGUUUGCAGACGGUUUAGUCUCUGCCGACAAGUAUCUCAUGGGGGAAAAUAAUAAUCUAAAAGAAGAGAUUCAGCUUCUUCAAGAAAGGAUUGAUAGAAACCCAGAAGUGACCCGGUUUGCAUUAGAGAACAUUAGGCUCCUCGACCAGCUAAGAUUGUUUCAAGAAUUCUAUGAACAAGGAGAGCGAGAAAAAUUGCUUGCCGAAAUUUCAGAGUUGCGAGAUCAGCUUCUGGAAAGUCUUGAAGGAAACUGUGGCAAGCAUAAAUUUCCUUUGAGAACAGAAAAGCAGGAUAAUGAUGCUGUGAAGGAGCUGGAAGACUACAAGAAUAUCAACUCCAAACUGAUAAGGGAAGUUGAUGAAUUACAAGCAGAACUGAGAAAAUACAGUAACCAAGUUGUAUGUGAUUCGGUUACAGAUUCCGUAGUCAAGGAUCUGGAGGAAUUCAAGCAAACAGACAAAUACUCAUUGGAUGAAACCAUAUCAAUCAGAAGUGAUUCAGGAGAUGAUAUGACAUCUUACAAUCAGCCAGAGGAUGAAAUUCUGCAGAAUAAAAAUGACGAGAAGAUUAGUGAUGGUUUAGCUAUGCAGUCUAGUUACCCUUAUGAAGAGCUGAUGCUUGCAAGAUCCUUAAUUAAAACAAUGGAAUCUGAGCAGGUCCGCUUAAUCAAAGAGCUGCAGUUUAUGCAGAAGGAGAAUCAUAGAUACAUGGAAAUCCUAAGCAAUAAGGACGUGGUAGACAGAGAAUCUGUGCUUAAGCUUGAAAGCCACUGUAAAGAAACAAGUAAUUUAGAAAAUCAAAAGCAGGCUUUGGUGAUGGGAAGCAGCAAAGACAUCAGCACAGCAGCUUUGCAAGCUAAGUUGGACAGGAUGACCAAGGAACUUGAGGAGGCUCAAUUACUUAAUUGCCAAUAUCAAGAGGAUCAGUCAUCGCAGCUAUCUCAGAAGCACCAAAGUGAAUUAGUCUGCGAGCAAGUUGAGAUGGAAACAGCAAAAACAAUUCUUCAUUUACAGGAAGAGGUGGCUGCUAUUCAGUCAGAACUUGAGGGGAGAUUAUGUUACACAGCUGAAGAAAAUAUGAGACUGAGAGACACAGUAGCAGCUAAAGAGGAUGAAAUAAGGGCAUUGUGCAUGGAGUGGGAAAGGGCAACUUUGGAGUUAACAAGCUUCCUAAUAGAAGGCUCUAAAUCCCUCAGGGAUGCCUCUGGCCAGAUAGAAAGUAUUGCUUAUUCAUUUCCUCAUGUUAAUGAUUGGCUUGGUGAACAUGUUGAAAGAGCUGCUAAAGUUUGUGUCGAGAAGGAAGAAACAAUUCUACUGUUACAAAAAAGCCUGGAAGAUGCACAAAAUAUGGUAUUGGACAUGGAACAGAAGUUAAAUUCCUUGAAGGGAGCAACAGUGGCUUUAACUGAAGUUCAGCAGAGAGAAAAUGAUGCAAGCACUACGGAGACAAUUCAGUUGUCUGCGCUGUUAAAUUCUAAACUCAAUAAGAUAGAUAUGCCAGAGAACAGACUCAUGUACACGGAUGAUCAGAUCACUGAACCAGAAAGUAGUGCCAAUGCUGUAUUCCUAGGGGAGAAGAGAAUAUCUGAUAGUGUGGAGGUUUCUCUCAGAAAUACUACUGAAGGACAUAUUCCCAUGUCAAAAUCUGCUACACCAUCUGAAAUGGGAAGCCAACAGAUUUCUGAGAUGAAGGUCCAUGGAAAUGCUUUGUCACUAGAAGAUAUCAAAAGUCAGGUUGAGCUGGCAAGGCUGGUACUGUUGGAAACUGAGAAUGAUAUUUACACAUCGUGUGCCGAUGCAGAAAUGUAUAUAUCAUCACUUCAAAGUGACAUCCACGAAGCUUCUUCUCUUUAUAGGGAGUUGGUUCGGGGUUUUGUGGAAAACAUUCAUGAGAUGAGAAAGAACUUUGUGGUGUUGAAGGAGAACUGUAGAAAUCGUCAAGUUCAGACAGUGAAAAUUCCAUCACUGGAAGCCCGUGAGAUUCCAAAGCAUGAAAACCAGUAUUUUCUGCUACAUCAAAUAAGAGAUGAACUAGCUGAGACAAAUGACAGACUGAAUACAAUAAAUGCUUGCAUCAAAAAAAUAUUGAAUAUGUAUGAUUGCCCAGUUAGAGCUGAAGAUUUAGUAAUAAUAGAUAAAUGGAGUGCAAUUUGUUCGGGCUCUGAUUUUUCAGCUGAAUUUGUCGCUCCAGAAUUGAGUUUGGAUGGGUCUUCAUCUACCUGCUGCUAUGGUACCCCUGGAGAAAUAACUGAACAAACUUUGGACCAAGAGUUCAGAGGAGGCUCAAUUUUGUCCACUGAUGAUCAAGAAUCAGAGAAGUCAGAAGGACUUGUCCAAAGUUCAAUUUGCGACGAAACAAUAAUCUUGUGCUUGAGAAAGGAACUCAAGAAGGCCAAUGAUGCUUUCAAUAAGUUAAAUGUUCAGUUAGCUGCCCUUUUCCAUGAGAAGGAAAUUAGAAAUUACAGAGAAUCACUUGGUUUUGUGAAUAUUAAUGAACAACAGAUAUGUAGGAAUGGGCUUAAUCAGCACAAAAACUUGGAAUUGACUCCAGCGCUUCAACCUUCUGAGUUGAUACUGCUGGAAGCUGAAGCGGACUACUGUAAUAUGAGAGAGGCCAGUGGCUUCUUCACCAAAUUGGAGGAGGCUGGUGCAACCAUGGAAGAAGCUGAUGUUAUGUUAAAUACAUUGCUGAAGGCAAAUGAAAGUGCAAAACAAUUGACUGGUAUGUGGAAACAAACAGGAGAGGAAUUGAUGACGGAGAAAGCAAGCUUGAUUAAUGAAAUCGAACGACUCCAAUUGUUAAUCCGUUUGAAAGAUGGACAGAACGAAAUGCUGCUGGAUCAGAUUCAUUACAGUUUGCAAGAAACUGCGGAUUCAAUAUCCUUACUCGAAGGGUCUUUUCUGCGCAUGCAAACAGAUGUGGAUGAAAUGUUCAAGGUAAUAUACGGUGAUGCAUUGACAAUGGCACAGGUCAUAUUGAAUUGCUUUUGCAAGUCAAGAUCAUCUUUGGAAGACAUUUUCUGUGAGACAAUGGGGCAAGGAUUUGCCUCAUUUGUGCUGUACCAGUGCCAUGUUGGAGGAUCUUUCCGCAAAUUCCCCAGCUUCACAGUAGAUCCCGGUUUCCAUCAAGCCAGACCCCAAGAAGGCUGUUUAUUAAUGAACAGCUCAGGAAGUGAAAAUGAUACUCUGGUUAAUGGUGUGAAUGGUGGAGAGAAAGCGGAUCAAAGUGCAGUUUUCAAAAGAUUGGAUGAGAGGGAGUUGGCACAUGAUAAUCUGUUGGAUGAAAAUGUGUUGCUAAAGAAAGAAUUGGAGAGGAAAGAAGUUGUAUUGAAGGGUUUGCUUUUUGAUUUUAGCUUGUUGCAAGAAUCUGCUUCCACCAUAAAGGACAUGAAAGAUGAAACUGAAAAAUUAAUAGUGGUUUUGAGCCAAGUACAGCAAGAGCUACAGAUGAAAACAAAUCAGCUCAAUGAUGUGUUGGUUCAGCAUACAAAACUUGAAGAUCAGUUGGCUGAUACUGAAACUGCUUUGUUUGUCUCAAAUUCUGAUCUUGAGCAGGCUAAGGGAACAGUAGACAUUUUAUCAAACCAAAUUGCUGAGUUGAGAGUGCUCUUGAAAGAUCUUUACCUCAGAAAAUCAGAAGUUGAAGAGCAAUUGGAGGAACAGCAGGAGGUAGUCAAAAGUUUAGAAGAAGAAAUUCUCCGUAUGAAUUCUUCGACAGAGAAAAAAUUAAUCUCUUCAAUUGAAGAUAUGGAGGAUGAUUUGAGGAGGGUUACCAUUGAGAGAGACCAACUCCGAGAACAAGUUGGCACCCUCCAAGAUAAGCUUGAAAUGGCCUAUGCAAUAGCUGAUGAAAAUGAAGCUAAUGCUGUUGAAGCCCGGCAGGACUCGGAGGCAAGUAAAGUAUAUGCUGAGCAAAAGGAAGAGGAGGUUAAGAUUUUAGAACAUUCAGUCCAGGAGCUUGAGUGCACCAUUAAUGUAUUGGAGAAGAAGGUGUAUGAAAUGGAAGAGGAUGUAGAAAAACAUGAGUUGAUAAGAGAGUCCCUAGAAUUGGAACACCAAGCGCUGAAAAGUAGAAUGCUAACAGUUGAAAACUUCACUGAAAGUAUGGGUUCUGAAAACUCAAAUGUCGAACAACAACCUGAAGAUCAACUGUCUAGACAGCUGCAUAAUAGAUCCCUGGAACUUCACGAGGCACGCAAGCGGAUAAGACUUCUUGAAGAAGAAGGAGCAGAGCAGGCUAAAGAGAUGAAACAAUGCAAAGAGUACAUCUCUGAACUAGUUUUGCAUGCUGAAGCACAGGCAUCACAGUAUCAACAGAAGUACAAGACCUUGGAGGCAAUGGUUCGUGAAGUGAGAAGCGAUUCAUCAACGUUGAUACCUGCAACAUUGACAUCCGAUAAAACAGAGCAGAUGAAUUUGGAGAAGGAUCAGGAGUUGUCAGUGGCCAGGUUUCGUAUAGAAGAGCUAGAGGCAUUGGCAGCUAGUAGGCAGAAAGAGUUAUGUAUGUUGAAUACUAGAUUGGCUGCAGCUGAGAGCAUGACACAUGACGUCAUUCGUGAUUUACUUGGUGUUAAGUUGGACAUAACUAAUUAUGCAAACUUGAUAGACCAAUAUCAGCUUCAAAAAUUAGUGGUGGACGCUCAGCAACAAGCACAAGAGUCCAUUGCAACGGAGCAAGAAAUUCUCAAUCUUAGGAGGAAGAUCAAUGAUUUAGUUGAGGAAAGAGAGGGAAGCAUAUCAGAAGUAAAUAGAAGACAUGCAGAUAUGCUUGAUGCUCAGAUCACUAUUGAACAACUACAAGAAAGAGAUCAGUUGCUCACUGCACAAAAUGAAAUGUUGAAGGUGGACAAUAGCAAUUUGAAGAGGAGGAUUGUGGAAUUGGAUGAGAUAGUGAAGAAACUAUUUGCAGCACAAAAUGCCCCGCUGCGCUUCCAACAGCAGAUGAAGAUCAAGGAGAACAACUUGUUGAAGCAGCAAGGUGAUGCUGAUCUUAACAGGCGGCUAUCAAAGUCUGAAAAAAUUCUUUCACGAGUGAACAAUGAACUGGCUCAGUAUCGUAAAUCUGAUGGCAGAGAUGCACACGACAAAUUGGACGGGCCUGUGAUAGAAAGAAGAAUCAGGAAGCAGAAGACCUAGUUUUGAUUAUAUUCUUCAAAGGAACUGCGUAAGGCUCAUUUUGGUUGAAUUGCAAAUUCGUAUGGCAUGCCACCAUGUUUUUUCAUUCAUGAGUGAUAGAGGAGAGGGGACUGUUUAGGCUUGCUCUUCCAUACAAAUAGAAGGUAAUUAUAUUACAGUUUCUUCAAUAUUUUCCUGCUAAUUGUUUUUAGUGCUGUUCAGAACAUCAAUUCCGUACUCAAAACCAAGUGGAUGGUUACAAAAGAUAAUUGUUACGACUGAAUUAUCAGCUUCUGGCACAGGAUAACAAUACAAUAAGAUUGCUCCAUGACGAACUCCCAUGUUCUAUUUAAGUUAACCUUUUUGUUUUUCAUUAUUUAUAUAUGUAGUUUUUUUUUCCCUUCUUCUAAAGAUUCCAGUGAUUUUACCGAGCAACUAUUAAUUACCUUUAUCAUUUUG